Austrofundulus limnaeus is the source of this 3999-nucleotide messenger RNA. Its product is annotated as leucine-rich repeat neuronal protein 1. NCBI's taxonomy places the organism in Eukaryota, Metazoa, Chordata, Actinopteri, Cyprinodontiformes, Rivulidae. Gene Ontology annotation, molecular function: protein binding. The transcript is spliced from 14 exons. The coding region runs from base 1450 to 3867 and encodes 805 amino acids. The record is from RefSeq and is a predicted model, not a curated record.
GACUGGCAGCAGGAGGGAGGGAUGCUCCAGAUAAAAGCGGGUUAGGACCAGGACCCGCUCCGAGCUGGUCCGGAUCAGCAGAACCUCAGAGAGAACCCUCAGCCGGACCCGGAGCGACCUCUGCAACCCGGAACCGGGACCCGUGGGCGGCACCGGGACCCGCGGCGGCUCGGUUCGGCUGGAAGCAGGUGCGUCUCCUGCUGAGCGUCUCCUGCUGAGCGUCUCCUACAGAGCUUCUCCUGCUGAGCGUCUCCUACAGAGCGUCUCCUGCUGAGCAUCUCCUGCUGAGUGUCUCCUACAGAGAGUCUCCUGCUGAGUGUCUCCUACAGAGCGUCUCCUACUGAGUGUCUCCUGCUGAGCAUCUCCUGCUGAGUGUCUCCUACAGAGGUUCUCCUGCUGAGCGUCUCCUACAGAGCGUCUCCUACAGAGCGUCUCCUGCUGAGUGUCUCCUACAGAGCGUCUCCUACAGAGCGUCUCCUACAGAGCGUCUCCUACUGAGUGUCUCCUGCUGAGCGUCUCCUGCUGAGUGUCUCCUACAGAGGUUCUCCUGCUGAGCGUCUCCUACAGAGCGUCUCCUACAGAGCGUCUCCUGCUGAGUGUCUCCUACAGAGCGUCUCCUACAGAGCGUCUCCUACAGAGCGUCUCCUACUGAGUGUCUCCUGCUGAGCGUCUCCUACAGAGCGUCUCCUACAGAGCGUCUCCUGCUGAGUGUCUCCUACAGAGCGUCUCCUACAGAGCGUCUCCUACAGAGCGUCUCCUACUGAGUGUCUCCUGCUGAGCGUCUCCUACAGAGCGUCUCCCACAGAGCGUCUCCUACAGAGCGUCUCCUACAGAGCGUCUCCUACUGAGUGUCUCCUGCUGAGCGUCUCCUACAGAGCGUCUCCCACAGAGCGUCUCCUACAGAGCGUCUCCUACAGAGCGUCUCCUACUGAGUGUCUCCUGCUGAGCGUCUCCUGCUGAGCGUCUCCUGCUGAGCAUCUCCUGCUGAGCAUCUCCUGCUGAGGGUCUCCUACAGAGCGUCUCCUACAGAGCAUCUCCUGCUGAGCAUCUCCUGCUGAGCGUCUCCUACAGAGCGUCUCCUGCUGAGUGUCUCCUACAGAGAGUCUCCUGCUGAGCAUCUCCUGCUGAGCGUCUCCUACAGAGCAUCUCCUGCUGAGCAUCUCCUGCUGAGCAUCUCCUGCUGAGCGUCUCCUACAGAGCGUCUCCUACAGAGCGUCUCCUACUGAGUGUCUCCUGCUGAGCGUCUCCUGCUGAGCGUCUCCUGCUGAGCAUCUCCUGCUGAGCAUCUCCUGCUGAGGGUCUCCUACAGAGCGUCUCCUACAGAGCAUCUCCUGCUGAGCAUCUCCUGCUGAGCGUCUCCUACAGAGCGUCUCCUGCUGAGCGUCUCCUGCUGAGCGUCUCCUACAGAGCGUCUCCUGCUGAGCGUCUCCUCUGUGAGUGCAGUGCAUCAUGGGACCUGCAGUCCUCUCCUUGCUCCUCCUCUUCUUGAUGACAUCAUCAGUGGGUGGAGUGGGCGUGGCCAGCGCAGGGGACACUGUCUCCUGUCCUCUGCAGUGUGUCUGUGAGACCCGGCCCUGGUACACGCCUCAGUCAGUGUACCACCAGGCCCGGACCGUGGACUGUAACGAGCUGCACCUGCAGAGAGUCCCAGCCAACGUCUCCGCUGACACUCAGGUCCUGCUCCUGCAGAGCAACAACAUCUCAUCCAUCACCUUCGAACUCCAGAACCUGAGGAACCUGACAGAGCUGGACCUGUCCCAGAACCACCUGACACAGGUGAGCUCCAUGGGUGUGUCCUCUCUGGAACACCUGGUGACUCUGUACCUGGAGGAGAACCACAUAGAGGAGCUGGAGGACUUCUGCCUGAGGAACCUGUCCAGCCUGGAGGAACUUUAUAUAAACCACAACCAGAUCUCCUCUGUUGGACCCAAAGCCUUUGCUGGUCUCACUAACCUCCUCAGGCUCCACCUGAACUCCAACCGUCUGGUGGCCAUCGACAGCCGUUGGUUCGAGUCCCUGCCGUCUCUGGAGAUCCUGAUGAUCGGGGAGAACCCCAUACUGGGUCUGGAGGAGAAGAACUUCCUGCCUCUGUCCCGCCUCCACAGCCUGGUUCUGGCCGGGAUGGGUCUGGUCUCGGUCCCGUCCACGGCCUUCAUGGGCCUUGAUUACCUGGAGAGUCUCUCUUUCUACGACAACCGGCUCAGGUCCGUCCCACGGGACGCUCUGAGCGUGCUCCCGAACCUGAAGUUCCUGGAUCUGAACAGAAACCCCAUCAGCCGGAUUCAACGGGGAGACUUCCAGAACCUUCAGCACCUGGAGGAGCUCAGUCUGAACAACAUGGAUGACCUACUGAUGGUGGAGCAUGAAGCGUUCCAGAACCUUCCAGAACUGGUCAAACUGGAGCUGAGCAACAACCCCCGUUUGUCCUACGUGGACCCUCAGGCCUUCAGGGACCUGUCCUCCCUCCGGACCCUUCUGUUCCACAACAACCAGCUGAGCCUCCUCUCAGGGGACCUCCUCUCUGCCCUGCCGGCCCUGGAGGAGGUGUCUCUGCGCUCCAACCCCCUGCGCUGCGACUGCCUCACCUCCUGGGGUCCUCACCUCGGCAACCGCUCACACCUGAAGCUGCUGGAGUCCUCCGUCACCGUCUGCUCCUUCCCGCCGCACCUGAUUGGCCGAGAACUACAGGAGGUGGUGGCAAAUGGAUGGGGCGGGGGCGGAGCCAACAGCUGCCUGCCUCACAUCUCUCCUCACGCCUUUCCUCCAACCGUGAACGUCAGCGUGGGACAGCCAAUCACCUUGGAGUGUUGGGCAGAUGCUGACCCCGCCCCUCAGUUCUAUUGGGUGACACCGACUGGGGACAAGGUGAGCUCUGAGGCCGUGGCUGCACCAAUCAUAUCAGAGGAGGGGCGUGGCCUGAACAGGAUGAGGAAGAAGCACCGGCUGUCCGAGCCCGGAGCGUUGGUGAUCGAACACGCGGACCCGUCAGAUGCAGGUGUGUACACCUGUGUGGCCUGGAACAUGGAGGGAGCCGACACCAAGAGUGUCUCUGUGUCCGUGGACCCUCAGGGCUCUGACAGAUCCUGGUCCAGAGACGGGGUGCAGCGGGGCGAUGAGCCCAGGAGGGACCAGUUCUAUCCAGGGAACUGGUCCAGCACCACAGCCUCUCUGGUGAUCCUGGCUAAGGUGGUUCACGCCCAGUCGGUGGUGUUGGAGUGGAAGUUGUACCCCAGCAGGGGGGCUUCCUUUGUGGAUCUGAGUGAGCACAACACGCCCCUCCCUUUGCCCCGCUGGACCAGCGCCGUCGUGCACAUCGACAACUCUCAGAUCAGCUACACUGCCAAGGUCCCUGCUGAUGUUCAGGAGUACAACCUGACGCACCUCCUUCCUGCAACAGAGUAUCACAUCUGUCUCACCGUCUCCUCCUCCCCGACACCUCCUCCCAGCUCCGCCCCCAGCCCCGCCUCCCCCGUCCCGUCCUCUCCCGUCCACACCUCCUGCCUGAACGUCACCACCAGGGAGGCGGGUUUCUCUGUGGAGCUGAUGGCGUCGCGGCGCAGCAGCGUGGCGCUGGCGGCCGUCAUGGGCUCCAUGUUCGCCCUGUCCAUCAUGGCGCUGCUGGUGGUCUACAUGGGGCGCCGCGUGCAGCAGCACAAGACCUGCGGCCACUCACUGAAGGUGUUCAUGCAGCACGCCACAUCCAUCCCUCUGAACGAGCUGUACCCGCCGCUCAUCACGCUGUGGGAGAGCGAGGCCGAGAAGGACAAAGACGACAAGGAGGAGGAGAUGGGAGGGCAGGUGGGAGGCAGAGACGAGGAGGAGGCCGGAGGGAGUCAGAUAAACACCACCAAGACCUACAUGUGGUAGCUGCAGGAGGAAGGACACCUUGUGACUCAUUCAGGAGCCUGACAGACAAACUGAGGGGUAAAAAACCCACGAGCUGCAGGGGGAAGGGGUGGGGUCACAGUUAUCAGCUGCUGGGGGAAGGGGCGGGGUUAU